UGUGCGUCGACGUGUGUGUGUGUGUGUGUGUGUGUGAAGAAGGAGAGGGCGCUUAGAGCCACAGCACACGCCCAAACCCUGUGUCUCAAUAAUGCACAACCCCCACGUACACACUCAGUCUUCACUUUCAUUACAGGACUUGUUUUAGGCUAUAGGCUGAAAGGCCAUAGCUGGCCAUUUCAUAUGCAGAUGUUCCAAGAAAAUCCUGGGUUCCUCAAGAAUUAGCUGAAGAUUCUCUACAGAAACCAGUUAGAGAUCAUCAACCUGAAACUCAAACUGAGUGUGAACACUUGAUAGGCAGCCAGAGUGUCACAUGGCCUUUUGUUUGACGACCCCUGUGCCUUUCAUUGGCUGAUUUGCUUGAGAAAGCAUCCGUCGCCAAGGCAACCAAGUCCCACUUCACUUGUCUGGUGAGGCCUUGACAAAGUCACACAUAUCCUUUUUUACCCUCUGCUUUUUACAAUUUCUCCUCGGUUGUGCAUCUCAAGAGUCAGCGGGAGCAGAGUACUGUCAUGUACAGUAGAGACACUCCUCGCUGACUUUCGCACAGAGUUAUGGAGCUGAAGGUGUGGGUGGAUGGUAUUCCACGUGUAGUUUGUGGUCUAUCUGAAGAGACAUCUUGUCAGGAUGUAGUCAUCGCACUAGCCCAGGCAAUAGGGCAAACUGGUCGCUAUGUGCUCAUCCAGAAACUAAGGGAUAAGGAACGACAGCUUGUGGCUAAUGAACGGCCACUGGAGUCCCUGGCUAAUCUGGGCCAGUUGGGUAAUGAAGUGCAAUUUAUUCUACGCCGCACUGGCCCCACGACCAGUGAAGGCAAAGACCAAGGUCGAGUCCCUCCCUUGCCCAGGCCCCCAGAUCCAGAGCCCCCCAAACACAGAGAGCCAAAAAAGGCUCUCACUUUUAAUCUGGGGCCCUCCACCUCACCCCGAACCCGUGUAAAACAGUUUGAAAAAUCACCCAGAGACUCUAAAGUGCCGAGGGCAUCCCCAUCUUCUUCCUCUUUCCUUGCCCAAGCUGGUUCGUCCAAAGAGGCAAUUUAUCAGCAGAUUAUUCGACAACAAGGGCAGCUUCAGGCUAUGCAUGCACAGCUAGAGACUCUAGAGGGGGAGCUUGGUGUUUGGGAGCGGGCUCCUCCACCAACUUGUUCCCCAGACAUCCUUGAGAAAAUGGAAUACCUACAGAAGACUCUGAGGCGGAAUGAGGAAGAACUGGCCCAUGAACAUUACUGGAAAAGUGAAUUUCACUCUGAAGUUCAGAGAGAAAAGGACAUUCUUAAGCAAAAAAAUGAACUCCAUUCAGCCCUUGAUAAACAUAAUCAAAGGCUACAUGACACAGGCAACCAAUCGGAGCAGCUGGAGCAUGAUAUUCAGCUGCUUAUUGAGAGCAAGAGAAAUGGUUUGCAUCAAGCCAGGCCCAGUGUUGAAGAGUCUGUACUCAUAGUGAAGCGACAACUGGACAACCAGCAGCGCCAAGGGGCUGAGCUGCAGGCAUUGGUUGAAGAGACAGAAAAGGUUUUAUGGCUGGCAGAUGAGCAACUGCAGGCUAAGAUCAAGGAACUGGACGAUCUGAACAAGGAGUUACGCCAGUGUAACCUGCAGCAAUUCAUUAAGCAAACAGGAGUCACCCCAGCACAGUUCAGUCAGCAAACAGAUGAGAUUGAUUUUGCUCUCCUCAAGCCUGAUGGACAGAGUGAUGAAGAUUCGAAUUCCUCUGUCUUGGAGUUCAACCCUCGCACCACUGCCAAGCAAAUUCUGGGGAACCCACGCAGCCUCCAGAACCCACUCCUCUCCAAACUUCAUCCAGAGGUCUUGUCAUCAAGAGAAACAUCAUGGCAUUAAAGUCUGGAGUACAACCUUAAGGAAUUAUUCACUGUUCACUUUAUAUUAUAAUAAUGUCUAUAUAAUAUUGUCUGUAUAUGUUAAUUAUAUUGUCUUUUAUAUGGUACUCUUUGAAAUGCAUUUGUGACCUAUAAAUAAGGCUAUGUAAAUAGAGUGCUGGCUUUGUAAUUAUAAAACAGAUGAAGAUUUUUGAGUGUAUUUUAACAAUCCACACACUGUAUAUUUCUUUUACCUAAGACAUAAAAA
This is a messenger RNA of Myxocyprinus asiaticus (Chinese sucker), 2084 nucleotides long. Its product is annotated as ras association domain-containing protein 7-like. The record is from RefSeq and is a predicted model, not a curated record. Lineage: Eukaryota; Metazoa; Chordata; Actinopteri; Cypriniformes; Catostomidae. The coding region runs from base 555 to 1838 and encodes 427 amino acids. Gene Ontology annotation, biological process: signal transduction. The transcript has 8 exons.